Messenger RNA from Aspergillus nomiae NRRL 13137, 1722 nucleotides. Its product is annotated as sugar porter family MFS transporter. The record is from RefSeq and is a predicted model, not a curated record. Gene Ontology annotation, cellular component: membrane. The transcript is spliced from 7 exons. The coding region runs from base 1 to 1722 and encodes 573 amino acids. Gene Ontology annotation, biological process: carbohydrate transport; transmembrane transport. Gene Ontology annotation, molecular function: carbohydrate:proton symporter activity. NCBI's taxonomy places the organism in Eukaryota, Fungi, Ascomycota, Eurotiomycetes, Eurotiales, Aspergillaceae.
AUGCAAGCCGCUUCGAGACGGAGCUCCGUCACUGGCCUCGCCGAAGUGACUGGUGCUGAUACUGGUGUGAGUGGGCUCAUGAACAACAAACGAUGCUUGGGAUUGGCCUUAUUCGCUUCUCUUGGAGGUGUUCUCUAUGGCUACAAUCAGGGGGUAUUCAGUCAGGUCCAAGUCAUGGCUGACUUUGAGUACCGCUUUGCAUCCACCCUCAACAAUUCCUCCACCAAAGGUCUUCUCACUGGAAUUCUAGAGUUGGGAGCCAUGGUAGGAGCGUUGAGUAGCAGUCCCCUCGCAGACAAAUAUUCUAGGAAGCUCUCCAUUUCAGCCUGGUGUGUUGUCUUCAUGCUAGGUGUCGCCCUUCAGGUUGGCGCGAGCACCGAUGUGGCUCUGAUUUACUCAGGGCGUUGGUUUGCCGGAAUGGGUGUCGGUGGGCUGUCCGUGGUUGUGCCUAUGUUCAACGCCGAGCUGGCGCCGGCAUCCAUUCGAGGAACCCUGGUUGGUCUACAGCAAGUAGCGAUCUGUUUCGGAAUCAUGAUCUCGUAUUGGAUUGGAUACGGCACGAACUACAUCGGUGGAACGACUUACCCCAAUCAGUCGAGCGCGGCAUGGAGGAUUCCCCUGGCCCUUCAGCUCGUCCCCGCUAUUAUCCUGUGCAUCGGGUCGUGGUUCCUCCCGUAUUCACCUCGAUGGCUCAUGCUCGUUGGCAGGGAAGAAGAAUGCCUCGCCGUCCUGGCUCGACUCCGAAAACAAGACGCAAACUCUCCAGCCGUUCAGUAUGAAUAUCGCUCGCUUAAGGUUGAAGCUUACGCAGACCGCGCGACCGCUCGAUCUCGAUAUGGAACCGAAGAGAAGACAUGGCGCACGGAAGCCCUGGAGUACAAGCGGAUCUUUACAACAAAGGUCACUCUGCAUCGUGUUGGUCUCGGCGCGGGCGUCAAGCAUUUGGUCAAUGGUCCGGUAAGUUUACAGUUUCGACCUAACGGCUUCAGAACAACGUUGACGGGAAUAGGAAUCAAUGCCAUCCUCUACUACGCGCCGACCAUCUUUGAACAAGUCGGGCUCUCGGGUGGAAGCAUUGGCUUGCUGGCUACCGGGAUUGUGGGCAUCUUGAUGUUCGUCUUCACCAUCCCAGGUGCGCUGAUCGUGGACAAAGUUGGUCGUAAGCCAAUGCUUGCCUGGAGCUUGGCCAACAUGGGCAUCGCCCACGCCAUCAUUGCCGCUCUCAUUGCUACCUACGGGGGUAAGUUCAACGAGCACAAGGCCGCCGCUAACGGAGCUAUCUUCCUGGUUUACUGGGUGGUUGUCAAUUACGCCAUGCCCUAUGGACCUGUCGGCUGGAUCGUCACCGCGGAGUCAUCGUCGCUCGAUAUCCGCGCCAAAGGAGUCGCGAUUGGUUCUGCCGUGAAUUGGAUCAUGAACUUCACCGUUGCACAAGUCACGCCUGUCAUGAUCACCAAUAUCGGGUACAAGACCUGGAUCGUGUUCAUGUGCUUCUGUUUCCUUGGCUUGGCUUGGGUCUACUUCGUUUUGCCAGAGCUGAAGGGCCUGUCACUGGAGGAGAUUGAUGCCGUGUUUGCGGACGAGGUCAGCGCCGAGGAUCGUCACCAACGCGAGCGUAUUGCCAACGAGCUUGGGGUCAGCCGUGUGGUGAAUGUGGAUGGUGGUGAUGGAAUUGAUGACCUCAAAGAUUCGACUUCUAAGCAAGAAGUCGAGACCGUGUAA